UCGACAGAAUUUCAUCAUGACUACUGGUCUAAGGCAGCUUCUAGGCUUGGCCUUGGCCACCAUCAGCUUUGUGGGGAACAUCAUCAUCUGUGCUCUCCCACAGUGGAGAGCCACUGAAUUAUUGUAUGAAGUGGAUCCCUUUGAAUCCAACGUCACUGUGUCUCAGAUGUUCUUUGAGGGUUUAUGGAAGUUCUGUGUAACAACCUCCAGUGUACUCCUGACUCGGUGCAAAAGGUAUGAGGAAAUACGUGUGUCUAUAAGUCCAGACCUGAAGGUUGCCAGAGUGCUCAUCGUCAUUAUCAUUGGUGUCUUUGGGAUCCUGCUUGGUGCUGCUGGGAGCAAAUUCAUCAACUUUGUGUCAGACGAAAGGAAAAGGAGCAAAAUGGCAAUGGCUUCUGGAGUUGUUUGCCUCAUUGCAGGCAUCUUUGUGCUAAUACCAGUUUGCUGGACCACCACCACCAUCCAGAAUAAUUUCAACAACUUACUGCCUCAUGUCUCUCUGAAGAUUGAACUGGGAACCUCUCUUUAUAUUGGCUGGAUCACCACAGCGCUUCUGUUUCUGGGAGGAGGCCUCCUCUCCAGCUCCUUUAUCUGCAGGGAUGAAACUGACUAA
Oreochromis aureus is the source of this 613-nucleotide messenger RNA. Its product is annotated as claudin-4-like. Lineage: Eukaryota; Metazoa; Chordata; Actinopteri; Cichliformes; Cichlidae. The coding region runs from base 17 to 613 and encodes 198 amino acids. Gene Ontology annotation, molecular function: structural molecule activity. The record is from RefSeq and is a predicted model, not a curated record. Gene Ontology annotation, biological process: bicellular tight junction assembly; cell adhesion. The transcript has a single exon. Gene Ontology annotation, cellular component: plasma membrane; bicellular tight junction.